This is a messenger RNA of Mytilinidion resinicola, 1428 nucleotides long. RefSeq names its product putative carboxylesterase. The record is from RefSeq and is a predicted model, not a curated record. The transcript is spliced from 5 exons. Lineage: Eukaryota; Fungi; Ascomycota; Dothideomycetes; Mytilinidiales; Mytilinidiaceae. The coding region runs from base 1 to 1428 and encodes 475 amino acids.
AUGUCGAGUGGCUGGGUUGUGGGCCGGGCUGCCCAAAACAGGACUCAGGUCUCCCAGUACCUUGGUAUUCCGUUCGCAGUCCCCCCUGUUGGCAGCUUGCGAUGGACAGCUCCCACAGGGUAUACCGGGAACGGCGUUAUCACAGCAACGAAAUUUCAAAGUGACUGCCCUGCCAACCUCGGAGCGAUAGCAGCACUCGCCAACUCUCCGGAACUAGUUGGACCAAAUGCCGUUCGUAUUGCAGCUGCUCUUGGCCAGGUUGGCGAUACGCAGAGUGAGGAUUGCCUGACCCUCAACAUCUGGACGAAGCCCCAGACGGGAGAAAAGGCCAAGGCGGUGCUUUUUUGGAUUUAUGGAGGAGCAUUCUCCACUGGCAACACGGCAAAUCCCAUAUACGACGGAGAGUUCUUGGCCGAGGACGAAGAUGUUGUCGUUGUCAGUGCGAAUUAUCGCAUUAACAUUUUUGGAUUCCCCGGUCUUCCAGGCCUUGAUCAGAACCUUGGCUUGUUAGACCAGCGUCUGGCAAUUGAGUGGGUUCAGAAGAACAUCGCUGCAUUUGGUGGUGACCCUAAACGGAUUACGAUUUUCGGGCAAUCAGCCGGUGGCGCCUCUGUGGAUUACUACUCGUAUGCGUGGGUCAGUAACCCAAUCGUUGCUGGCUUCAUCGAGGAGUCCGGCACUGCUACCAGCUUCUUGAGCUAUUCGGGCUCUUCCACCAACAACACCGCGCAAUGGUACAACGCCACAGCAAAGCUAGGAUGUGGUGGACCGGAGGCAGGCAUCAACAAAACAGUUGCCUGCGCAAGAAAGAAAAGCUUCCAGGAUGUCUUAAAUGCAAGCAGCACCGGCAUGUUUGCCGCAACGAUCGAUGAAAAGGUCAUCUUCAGCGAUUAUCCCGGCAGGGCAUCAGCUGGGCUGUUUACUAAGGAGCCGUAUUUGAUCAGAAACGCCGACUACGAAGCAGGUGUAUUCAAAAUUGGCCUCGACCUUCCCGAUGCCGUAUGGGACAUAGCCGAUCUGUCCAGUUUCACUUGUCCUGCCGCCAGCGCUGCCAAGGCUCGUGCUGCAAACGGUGUCCCGGUUUGGAGAUAUCGUUGGUUUGGCGAAUUCCCCAAUACCCGUCUCACGCUCAACCCAAGCAGCGGCGCAUGGCAUGGAAGCGAGCUGCCGAUCGUCUUUGGCACAGCUGAGUCAGUAACUCUAACUCCGAAUACGCCUGCUGAAGUCGCUAUCAUAAAAUACGUUCAAGGCGCUUGGGCGGCUUUCGCAAAAAACCCCUCUGGAGGUCUUUCUGCUGCUCCAUAUGAAUGGCCAACAUACCAGCCUCUAGGAGACACCCUUGUUCGCCUAGGAUAUAACAAUGAGUCAACGGCCUCGUAUGCUUUUCCUCUCCAAUAUGACGCCGGCUGUAUCCUAGUGGAGCAGUAA